AAAAUGGACAAGUACCUAGCACACUCUGUAUCUGAAGCUGCAUCAGUUGCAUGGACCCAUUAUACAACUACAGAGAGAGCAGAGCCACUGCUUGCAAGACUCCACUAUCAAUCAGAUCUCAAUAACCUCACUAAAAGUGACAAUCUCAAUGAACAAGAUGAAGUACCGGUACCCACUGAUGACCAACCAAGCUCUGAAGAUGGACAAUUUGAUCUCUACACGGCCCAGUCCCUAGUUUGUGAGCUCAACAAACAGGUGAUGAUGUCUCAAGCAUUAGCAGCAGAAGCCACGUUCAUUACACAGCAAGCUACAUUUGAGGUACAUGAGCAGCCCCUCCCCCCAGAGGAUGAAGCCAGAGAAAUGCCCUGAAAAUAUUACGAUAGAAACUGUUGUAUCAUAAGACACCACACGGCAGCAAAGUGAUGAAGUCAUAGCAACGCAAGACAACUCUCUGCAGUAUUUGGCCGAAUGUAUGGUUGGAAAAUUGCCGUGUGCUUGUGCUGCCGAGACAAGGUUCACAGAGGUCACCAGUAGAGUACAUCCAAUGGACACCACUAUAGACGAACCUUCACCCAAAGAUCCUACAAUGGAUACGGUAUUAUUGUCCGACACAAGGAGACCAAUUGUCAACGAUGUCAUUGCAAGUACUGCAGGUGAACAGUCCUGACCGUGUCUGGAUACAGCUGGCUGAGUACCCAGAGCAUGACCUGGAGGAGCUAUCAGUUGCCAUGACCACCAGUGACCCCAACACUAUGAGCAGAGGCGAGUUGAUGGUUGGACUGUAUUGUGCUGUGCUUGUGAGUGUUGGAGGCACUCAAGAGAGAGAAGAGGAUGGCUUCUACAGGAGAGCUAGAGUGACAGAGGUCAAUCGACCACACUACAUUGGACAGGCUCCACUGGAGCUGAUAGAUUGUGGCUCAACGAUGCACAGUGUGUCACUCCUCUACAAGCUCCCCCACGGACUGAGAGUGGGCGUGGUCCCUCCCCACGGCUAUUGACGGCCUCUACUCAACAUUCAAUCACGGAGAGGAAUGAUUCCCACUGGACAAACAGCUACUAUAGAAACACCUACGACACAAAAUGGUGUUUGCCAAGGUUACCAGGAAACCAUCCGGGCUACAAGUUGGUGUCGUCGAUAUCUACUAUGAUCGUGUUGGCAAGAACACAGUAACUAACCUGCUCCUCACUAAAGGACUAUACCUCAGCUCCACCUCUCUGCUAGCCAAGACCACACCCACACCUUAAACCACCCCCUCACAAGCAGUGACCAAUCCCCCACGAUCAUUACUAUUUUGGUUCAGUUACCUACUAAAGAAAUCAAAACAAUUCAUGACCCUCAAAACAGAAACUAUUUGUGCACUAAAGAGACAUCAUCAAUGUUAGCUGUACUACAGUGGUUUUCCAUACCUUUGCAGGCUAUACUCCAAGAGCACUGCAACCACAAUGUACUGAUUACCUGUCUGUGUUAUUUUAGUCCACCCACACAUCACAAAAAUCAAUGAUGGGUAAAAUACUGGCUAUUGCAGACUUUUCACACAACUCAAGGGGUUACUACUCUACUUUCACAGCACUCCUUCUAUAAUUAUAAUGCUUGAGGUCAACAAGCUGCUUUCGGAAAUAUCCAAUUUUGAGCCUAGUAAAUAUAGGCCCUCCGCUCCCUAUAGCUAUACAUACAAGUUUUAGCUCAUAUCAUUUUGCCACAAUGAACCAAGCAACAAGUUAGCUGAGCUACCAUCAGAGCUACCAUCACUUCAGUCAGAUAAAAUAUGAGACACCUGGAACAUUUAGCGGCUAUUAUAAUUAUUUGGUGAGUGAGCUAUUAAAAUUUGGCGAUUUUUAAUUUGACGUCUUAGGCUAAUACAGCAAUUAGGUCCACUAAUUUGGCAGUUUUGAAAUUGCCAAAUUAAAACCAGUUACAGUUUGCAUUUUGCAGGCCAUAGCAAGUAAUCUUGUUGGCUUGUUACUAACAAUCAUAACAGAAGCCAACCAAAAUACUAUAUUUACUACAUUGUGGUUGCAGUGCUCUUGCAGUAUAGCCUGCAAAGGUAAGGAAAACCACUGUAGCACCGACAAACUUGUUUAAUGGUGUCAAAGUGUCUACUUGUGAGAAAGGAGAUUGUAAGGAAGCUGCCAAUUGCUGGUAUCAAGAUGCCCCUCUGGAGAGAGCCUCGUUAAGCGGGGAGGACUCCUGGUCUAACGAGUCUGAUGAGUGCUGUCAUAGCGACCGUCGUCUGAGCAGCAAGUCCCUAGUGUUGACAAGUGAUUAUCAUUUGAGAACUGAAAGUUUAACUGAAUGAUGACUGGACUAGCUAUUAUUAUAGCCUAACUGCAAAUAUUGUAUGACCAUAGAUAUGGUAUGACUGUGAAGAAAUGUGGGUGUAUCUCAGUUACAUAUUUUCGCGAGUAUUAAUUUCUGAGUAAAAUCGCAAACAUUAAUUUGUACUAGAAAAUGCAAUGAAUCUCAUUAAAACACUAUAGCUGGGUGAAACGCUAUGAAUAACAUUAAUUUUACAACUUAGAGCAGCCUACUGCUACUUCAGUUCAUUGCUUACUUUUACCAUAUGCCUUAACCCAUUUUCUGAUUGUAGGUAAGACUUUAUACAGUAGCUGCAGAGGUAUAGUGAAUGUAUAUAGCAUGUAUAUAGCUAAUUAUACAAAGUUUAUGCCAUAUUCAACAUUCUACACAAUUGCAUUCUUCAGAUCUGAGAAACAAUUUCUAACGAUGGCCGAAGGACCUGAUCCAAUUGUUGCUGAUCUCGAGCAAGAGGUGACCUGUGGCAUCUGCCAUGACCGCUACCAGGAGCCAAAGCUGCUCCCUUGUUGUCACUACUACUGCAAGCAAUGCAUCUUCACACUCUCCAGUCGCUACCGACCCAACCAGCCGUUCCCCUGCCCCGACUGUCGUGAGCCCACUCUAUUGCCAGGCAACAACCUAGACAGACUGCCCACUUCAUUCGUCAUCAACCGGAUGAAAGCACUCCACUCGAGAAUGGAGAAAGCCCACGGCAAGUUGGAGACCACCUGUGAAAUGUGCUCUGGGGGAAAGGCCACUGCAUUCUACCGACAGUGUGUCCAGUUCAUUUGUGAGGAUUGUGUAAGAUCUCAUCAGCAUAUGAAAGUGUUUGCUACACAUAUCGUCUCCACUCUGGACGAGCUCAAACAGGGCGGAGUGAAAGAUCUAACAUUCGAAAGCCCACUACCCCCAAAAUGCGAGGAUCAUGAGGAGCCAAAGAAGAUUUUUUGUUUCGAUUGCAAUAAGCUCAUCUGUCGAGACUGUGUUGUGUUCGAUCAUUGUGACCACAAGUCAGAGUUAGUUAAGAAAGCUGCCCCCGAAACUCGCAAAAAGCUGACGGAGCACCUCUCCCCACUCAAGAACCUACUGCCUGAUCUGAGCACCGCUGUGAAUCAAGUGAAAGGAACUAAACAGAAGAUCCAGGCCCAGAAAGAACUGACAGAGAGACAAGUGAAUGCCAAGUUUCAGGAGCUACACGAUAUUCUCGAUCAAUACAAAGUCCGUGUUUUACGAGAAUCUUCUGCUUUGGCUAAUUCAAAGAUGGAGAAGCUGACGGUUCAAGAGAAAGGUCUGGACCUGUCCCUGGGCACUGCUCAGAGUUUAAUUGACUUUGUAGAGCGUACACUGGAGAAUGCAAGUGAUGAAGAACUGAUUACGAUGCAAGAGCAGGUGGUGAGUCGAAUCGAUGCCGAGGUAGUGAAGGAAGCAGCCAAUUCUGAUCCAGUGGAGAAAGAUGAUUUUGGAGUUGAGGUGUUUGUUUAUAAGGGUCUCAAGGAGUUGUGUAAGAACAACGUUAUUGUGUAUGACGGUACAGUGGAUCCAACGAAGUGCACUGUGGAAGGAGAUGUAGUUAAAAAUGCUGAAAUCGAUAAACCUGCUUGCUUUUCAAUCAAUAUACACCAUCCACGACAAUUUUCAAAAGCUAAAGCAACUUUAAAAUUGCUAGCUGAUCAAUCAUCUCAACAGCUACAAGCAGUGCCUAUGAGGGGUGGAGUGUACAGUGUUGAGUACACCCCUAGGGUACGUGGUCGACACCACCUCCUGAUCUCAGUGGACGACCAGCCUAUUUCAGGAAGCCCAUUCUCUGUGUUCGUCAAAAUACCCCCCACCAAGCUGGACAAACCUGUGAGGGUGAUAAGAGGAAUCAACAACCCUCGGUAUAUGGCAUUCAACUCAUCAGAAGAACUGAUUGUAACUGACUGGAACGGUGAUAUUUUGAUGUUUGACAAGAAAGGAAAACAAAUUCAAAGCAUCAGCAAAUCAAUACAUUGGUUUGGCAGUAUCUCUCGUGUGGCAGUAGACAAGGAAGACAACAUCUAUGUCUGUGACAGGUACAAACACUGCGUGUACAAAAGAGGAUAUCUGCUAAAAUGGUUUGGGACGAGGGAAAGUGUUCUAAAAAAACUCUACUACCCUCAAGGGAUAGCAGUCGCUGGUGAUGAAGUGUUUGUGUGCAAUCGAGGGAAUUACGGAGUCCAAGUGUUGACGACAGAGCUGGGGCCAGUCAAGCAGAUUGAUUCAAUGGAAACUGGUAAUGACCUACCAGAGGACGUUGCGGUGGACAAUGAACAAAUGGUGUAUGUCACUGACUAUGGUAAUCAUCGUGUUCAAGUGCUCACUAUGGAUGGUCGGUUUAUUCGAAAGAAAGGAAAUGGACAAGGAGAUCUGUCUGACCCUUAUGGUGUGUGUGUCAGUAGUUUUCUUUAUGUUGCUGAGUAUACUAACAAGCGUGUGUCAGUGUUCACUAAAGAUGGUCAGUUUGUCACAUCAUUUGGUAAUGGUCAUAUCACUUCUCUUAUGGAGUAGCUGUGGACAGUGAGUGAUGGUUUUGUGUAUGUGUGCAGAGAAGGAUCUGUUGUUAUCUUUUAGUGUUUUGUGGUUGUCUUCACUUUGUUACUUACCUUAUUUGUGUGUGUGCAGUAGCGUAUAUCUGUGGUUUUGUAGUCUACCAGUAUAUAUGUGUAUAUUGUUUAUUGAUUGAACGAAUUUAUGAACUUUACGUAAAAGUAAUAGCAUAACUAAGAUGUGAGUCAAAUACAGUCAGUGCAC
Messenger RNA from Halichondria panicea, 5062 nucleotides. Its product is annotated as E3 ubiquitin-protein ligase TRIM71-like. The record is from RefSeq and is a predicted model, not a curated record. NCBI's taxonomy places the organism in Eukaryota, Metazoa, Porifera, Demospongiae, Suberitida, Halichondriidae. The transcript has 4 exons. The coding region runs from base 2636 to 4819 and encodes 727 amino acids. Gene Ontology annotation, molecular function: protein binding; zinc ion binding.